CUGACUUCCGGAAAUAAGGUUGGUUUUGUCAGCUGUUGUGUUGAUCAAUAAUUGUUGUAUUAUUCGUGGCAAAGAACAACUAAGCGUAUAAAAUGAUACCUUGAGAGCUGUGCUCUCAGACACAUAGGCCAUGCCAAAAACAUUCUUCCCUGUCUUCCAAUGUCUUGUACUUCUCCAAAUCUUCCCAAACCACUGCAUUGUCUCCAAGAAGAUCGUCCAUUUUGACCACAACAACAAACAUGAAGAAACGCUAUGCUGGACAGUCAAACUGAUAAAUAUUGAAGAUCCAAACUCCAAAUUAAAUUACAAAUACUUUGAUCCAGAAAACAUAUCAUCCUUGUCGAAAUUCCUAGGAUCCACGUCACACUUUACCAUUGAGAGUUUCCCAAGCCACUACGUGCUGUGCCAUUUUGAGGAAUCUGAUGAUGCCAAACCGAACUUACAGGGUAUCCAUGGCCACCAUCAACGUCUGAAAGAACUUAGCCAGGAGUAUUUUUGGCGUUUGAAGGAUAGGAUUGAGAGCUAUCUCCAGGGUCAUGAUGGCGUGGAAUGGUUCAGUCAAGAGGUUGUCCGGAAGAGGCAGAAACGUUCGAUUGCCUUCAAUGAUCCUGCUUAUAAUCAGCAAUGGCACUUGAACAACAGGCGCAUGUCAAGAAUGGACAUCAACGUAACUGGGGUGUGGGCGCGGAACGUCACAGGCAAAGGCAUCACCGUUGCUGUCGUGGAUGAUGGCAUGGAAUGGAGGAAUCCAGAUCUCCGUGCUAACUACAACAGGCAAGGCAGCUGGGACCUAAACGACGAUGACCCCGAUCCUACCCCUAGCUCACUCAAAGCAACAAACCACCAUGGUACUCGCUGUGCCGGGGAGAUAGCUGCUGUGGCCGACAACAACCUGUGUGGUGUCGGAGUUGCUUACCAAGCCAAGGUGUCGGGUAUCCGUGUGUUGGAUGGACCAAUGACUGACAGCCUCGAGGCUGCCGCCUUUAACAAGAAUCUGCAAGUGAAUGAUGUCUACAGUUGCAGCUGGGGACCGGACGAUGAUGGGAAGACAGUGGAUGGACCUCACAUCAUGGCAGCUAAAGCUAUGAAGUAUGGAGUGGAUUUUGGUAGAAGUGGUUACGGUAGCAUCUUUGUGGUUGCCAGUGGCAACGGAGGUCGUCACCAAGACAACUGUAACUAUGAUGGCUAUGCGAACUCCAUCUAUACACUAACUAUAGGUGCGGUGGAUGAAAUGGGUCGGAUGCCAUUUUAUGCAGAAGAAUGUGCCUCCAUGUUGGGUGUGACCUUCAGCAGCGGACGGUCAGAUGAACGGGAUAUUGUGACGACAGACUGGACGAAGCAUGGAGGUCAAGGCUGCACUGAUAGACACACGGGCACCAGUGCAGCUGCUCCACUGGCUGCAGCGAUGGUUGCACUCAUGUUGCAGGUCCGCCCGUGUUUGACGUGGAGGGAUGUCCAGUAUAUCACCAUCCUUACAGCAGUCAAGGUGGAUGUGGACAUUGCCCACUGGCAGAAGAAUGGGGCUGGCUUGUUCCACAGUCACAAACAUGGCUUCGGUCUGCUGAAGGCAUGGAGGAUGGUCAAUGCUGCCAAGAUCUGGAGGACAAUACCGUGGAUGACCUCAUAUGCUUUUGGGAAUACGAGUGUUGACUUCACAAUUCCUAAAGGGUCAAACCACCCACUCAAGAUCACCCAUACAGUGUCUGAGAAGCAUGUGGAAGGCUACGGCCUGUACAUACUGGAGAACGUGGAGGUGACGGUGACGAUCACUCACCCCCGGCGUGGGCACAUUGGCGUCCGACUUAUCAGCCCUAGUGGAACCGUGUCAGUGAUCGGAGCCCCCCGACCUCUGGACAAUUCAACGUUUGGUUUCCAAGACUGGACGUUUUCCACUGUCAGAUGCUGGGGGGAGAAGCCUACGGGGAAGUGGACUCUCAUCGUCAUGGAUACAGACACUGGCCGCUUCAUCAAUGGUCACCUGCUGAAGUGGCAGAUCAUACUCUUUGGCACUCCCUUCGCUCCUAAAGAGUUCCAGGCCAGGAGGAGAGAGAUUGCACAUGCGAUGUCUGGAGAGUUCCUCAAUGAUAGCUACAGCCUGCCCUGUUCGCCACCGCCCGUCAUCGCCAAACCUGACAUCCCCAUGUCACAGAAGACUCUGAAGGUGCUUGUGUUGGCCUGUGUCUUCUGUGUUAUUAUGACGGUGUACGAGUCAAUGGAAUAUGCGUUGUGCUACAAUGAUGAGAAAAAGGAACACCGGGCCAAAAUGAAGCUGGCGGCAAGGGCCCUGAGACUGGCAAAUCAGAAUUCAGAUAACAUAAAUCCUGAUGAAGCGAACGAAUCAACAGGCUUGUUACAAUCUGAAGAAAUUCCUAUGCAAACAUUUCAUGAUGACAGCCCUUCAACAACAACUGCUGAACAACAUAAUCCUCAGCAACAGCCUACACAACAGUUUGACUUUAAAGCUGAUGAAUUCAGUUUGGAUUCUGAUAAGUUUGACGAUACUUUAUUUGAUGUUAGCACUCACGCUAGCCAUGCAUCAGACAAUCUAUUAACUAGUGUUCCACAGUCAUCAGGUGCCAGUUUCCAAGGCAAUAAUCUCCUUGACAACCUGCCUUCACACAGUACAUAUCCCGAUUCAAAUGGAGCAAGUCUUUCAACCCUAUCACACAACGACAGCCUUUCAUUUGUUGGUGCUUUCAACAAACCACACAACCAAAGGAACUGGUUGGGUGAUGAUGAUGAUGAUGUUUGUCACUUUGACAACCAGACAGUAGAAAGUGAAUCCGGUUUCCUUGGCAACCAUAACCAUGGCAACCAGAUGUUCUUAAAGUCUGACAAUGUUAUCGAUGGUAGCCAUUCCUUAUUUGAUUCCAUGCAAAGAGAAGUGUGUUCCAAUGAAGACGUGAUUGAUUCUAGAAGCAGCAGUCAGUCAGAUGUUUUAAGGUGAUAAUACUUAUACAGUGACUUUAUUAUGUUUUGUGUUUUGCCCAUUGUGACUGUAUUUCUCUCACAAUUAGCAAUUGGGUGUAUUUUUUUUAUGAAAUGCUAUGCAGAAAUAUCAGGAGUUUUUACCAUGUUUACUGAAUCAUGAUGGUUCCAGUGGUUAAUGUGUGACAUUUGCGCCGUAGUCAUUUGUCAGAUUGCAAUCUUUUACGCUGUGACAACAGAGCAUGAAGAUCUGUCAAGCCCUCCAUAUCAGCCAAGCAGUGUUGAUGCUGCUAAAUUUCUACAGGGUGGUAGAGUAGCCGCAUGGUUAGAGUGUUCAAUCGUCAGGUUGAAGAAGUGGAUCGAUUCCUUGCAUGGGUAAAAUUUAUGAAGGCCGUUUCUGAUGUCCGCCACUGUGAUAUAGCAGGAACACUCACUCACUCAUUCACUCACUCACUCACUCACUCACUCACUUUCACACACACAGAAAAACACCUUCACACAACUAGAUAUACACCUUCACACAAGUAGAUAUACACCUUCACACAACUAGAUAACACCUUCACAAAACCACAUUAUCUUACAUUCAUACAACCACAUAACCUCACUUUCACACAACCUCACCUUCACAUAACCACAUAACCUCACCGUCACACAUCACCUUCACACAACCUCACCUUCACACCACACAACUUCACACAACCACAUAACCUCACCUUCACACAACCACAUAACCUGACCUUCACACAACCACUUAUUCUUACCUUCACAUAACCUCACCUUCACACAACCACAUACUCUUACAUUUACACAACCACAUAACCUCACCUUCACACCUCACCUUCACACAACCACAUAACCUCACCUUCACACAACCUCACCUUCACACAACCACAUAACCUCACCUUCACAUAACCUUACCUUCACACAACCUCACCUUCACAUAACCUCACCUUCACACAACCACAUAACCUAACCUUCACACAACCACAUAAUCUUACAUUCUCAUAACCUCACCUUCAGAUAACCUCACCUUCACUGCAUUAUCCUGGGGAUCACUAAAGCUGUAACCUUCAUACCUGCAGUCCUACUGACAAGUCAAAGUGAUGUUCCUCACUACUAACUGAACGAUUAUAACUGGAGGUUUUGUACCUGUUUAAGGCUCUAUUUUACCUUGUGUCUGUGGUAAGUGUGUAUCUACAAUAUUUAUAUAUUUACAGUAUGGCUGGGCCAUGUCAGGAGUUCAAGUUGUUUACUUUGUCUGGAAAUGUUGUCUCAAUAUAUUUGCUUUGUCUUGUACAUUUCACAUAUACACAAAGAACUUAAUUAAGCACCCUCUGUAUUUUUGUAAUGAUAGGUUUCCACACGUACAUAAAACUUCUCAUGGUGACUAUGAUGGAAAAACAUGAGUUUUUCUGACCCAUAUGAUCCUUUGACUCAUAAAGAACGACAAAAUGAUUGGAAUCCAUGUUCAUUUUAUGAUGAUAACUCCUCAUUUAAAAUGAUGGUAUUUGUUAUCACCCUUCCUGGUAUCUAGCAUUAAAGGAAUAGAACAAGGACUAGACUUUCCAAGGUCUCCCCGAGGACCAGGUUCAUUUUCCCACAAUGUGUGAUGACCUCGAUAUUCCUUGAACAGCAAAUUUAUUGUAAAAGCUUGUGAGUAGCAUCUUCUGCCUGCAUUCGAACCAUUACUUCUUGGGCAUGCCUACUAAUAAAUUCCCAGGUUUUCAUAUUUAUGGAUGCGAAAAAUAGUUUACUGUAGGAGUGAUUCAUGUUGGUGUAAAGCCUUAGAAUCUAUAUACAAAUGUAAAGACUUGUCCGGGAGUUUGUAGUUGGUCCUGCUUAAUCAUUGUUGCAAGCCUUAUGCCACAAAAAGAACCUUUUUUCUAAUGGGGCAGUUGGGUAAAGCAUUUGCAUAUCAAGCUGAAGACCUGGGUUCAAUUCCCCUUAUGGUACAUUCUGUCAGGCAGAUUUCUGGUGUCACCAACAUUAAUUUUGCCGGAGUAUCGCUAAAGGCUGUAUAAUACCAUACUCACUCACUCCGUCCUUAUUUGAAAGACGUGCAUAAUGCUUUGUUAAUGCAUAGUAGGUCACUUUUUGUGAUCCAGGGAAUAAAAUCACCAUUCGAUUAUGAUAAAUACCUUGGAUAAUCUUUUAACAGAGACUUUGAUCAGCCAGUGAAGCCAUCAUCUCUGUCUUAUCACGUGCAUGACACAAAGUUUCUUUUGCACUUGAGUAUAGGUUGUUUGGACAUCUUAUUUCAUGUUGUGUAAUUCAAAUCAGGAUUU
This is a messenger RNA of Haliotis rubra (blacklip abalone), 5213 nucleotides long. Its product is annotated as proprotein convertase subtilisin/kexin type 7-like. Gene Ontology annotation, biological process: protein processing. The record is from RefSeq and is a predicted model, not a curated record. Gene Ontology annotation, cellular component: Golgi membrane; trans-Golgi network. Gene Ontology annotation, molecular function: serine-type endopeptidase activity. The coding region runs from base 131 to 2947 and encodes 938 amino acids. The transcript is spliced from 17 exons. Lineage: Eukaryota; Metazoa; Mollusca; Gastropoda; Lepetellida; Haliotidae.